Molecule: messenger RNA, 10011 nt
Organism: Mercenaria mercenaria
Lineage: Eukaryota; Metazoa; Mollusca; Bivalvia; Venerida; Veneridae
Product: PP2C-like domain-containing protein CG9801
Exons: 6
Coding region: 419-2167 (582 amino acids)
Source: RefSeq, a predicted model, not a curated record
ACUAGCAAAAGACUUAUUUGGAAGUGUUCGGAUGUUUACAUUGAAUCAAUUAUACUGGAAUUGUUAUGGAAUUAUGAUAAUUAUGUUGUAGAAAAAAAAAUGACUCACGUGCAAUUAAGUUGACUCAUUAAUUCAUUUUUUGUUGUUUUAUAGCAUGCAUAAAGUUGUGCUUAAUUUUAAGCCAGAGUUUUUCUUAUCAAGUUAGUGGGUUUUUUAUGCACAAAACUGUCAGAAGUAAACAAAAAUUCAGAAUUCUGGCACCAGUCUCCUAGUUUAGAUUGCAAAGAUAAUGUGAUGUAAUCAUGAAGAACUGAACUGUGCAGAUAAGAUGUUUGACUUCACAAGAUACACAAUUUUGAAAUUUGAAGUAUUCAAUCAAGUAUGCAAGGAAUGAAUACCAGAGACUGAAGACUGCGAAAUGCUGAGUAUACAUUUUGGCAGUGAGGUUUACUCCAGUCAACAUGGUGAUGAUCUGCCUUUGGUGGAGUUAGCUCCCUUGAGUGAUGAAAUAUUUGCUAGUUACUCGGGACCAGAUGAUGGGCUGGCCUUUGGACUGGACAACAGAGCAAAAAAUAGUGAUGGUGAGAUAGCAGGGUCACAAAGAUGGAAUAUGAAAGCCCAAAAGGCUUAUGGCAUAUGUAUAUCCCUGUAUGAGCAGCAUCCUGUUAGUGGCAAAAUGUCAGGUGAUCCAGUAGCAGAUGCAUUUGCUAUAUGUGCCAGGGGCAAUAACUGUAUAAUGUUGAUAGCUGACGGUGUAAACUGGGGCGAGAAAUCCCGCCUGGCAGCAAGGUGUGCCCUGUAUGGCAGUAUGGAGUAUAUCAACCAUAGAAUCUUCAACCUUCGCCGGCAUCCAACAUCUACACAUGAUGUAUUUUUGAUUUUGCGGAAAUCCUUUGACAAAGCACAUUUAGAGAUUAUGGAGAGGGAAGGUGGACUGACCACAUUGUGUGCAUGUAUGAUAUGUCCAGUGAAGAAGUCCGGCCAAUUUGCUGUCUGUACUCUCAAUGUAGGAGACAGCUAUGGGUAUAUCUUCAGUCAUAAUCAAGGUAUCCGGGAGGUGACUCAGGGUUCACACGAUGUUUCACUAGUCAGGGACAUUCGGGACGCUGGAGGAGCCAUAGGACCUGUAGACGGAAAAAAUCCCGAACUUCAUAAUCUCACAUAUGGACUAAGUUUCGGAAAUCAGGGAGAUAUUGUGUUUCUUACCACAGAUGGUAUAUCUGACAACUAUGAUCCGGUUGUGACUAAAAUUGCAGUGGCAAGAGUUGAUCAUAUAAAAUCGAAAAGUGAAAAAGAAAGUGAGAAUUCCGAUGAUGAUAUAGCUACCUCAUCUGCUUCUUGCAUAAAUGGGAAACCAGAAAUGGAACCGAAAGAACGUCAUAUUUAUGCAAUGAAGGAAAUGGAAAGAAUUGUGUAUGAACACGAACUUGUUACAGAGGAGCAAACGUCUGCUCAGGAUUUGUGUAGUGCACUUGUCCAGCAUGUUCUUCUCUUGACUGAUCAAAAACGUAAAGUGCUAGAAAAUCCUGACCUCUACAAGCGCAAAAGAUUGUCACAAAAAGACAAACAAAGACGAGAUUCUGAAAUAGUGUCCAAAAUGUCUGAGGCUCCGGGAAAGCUUGACCACGCAUCUAUUGUGUCAUACGAAAUUGGGCAGUGGAAACCGGAUGAAGACGAAAUGGAUUGCAUACCAUUAGAAGGUCAACAAACCUCUGGAUCAGAUACCAGCUCGCACCAUAGCUCACAUAUAGAUAGCCCCCAUGUAAAAAGCCCCACAUCUCCCUCAUCCCAUAGCCAUGUCACAUCCCCUAGUACUAGUUCCAAGAAAAUUAGACCAAAAAAAUUAUUUAACAAAUUACGCAAUAAUCUAAGCAUGGGUUCGUCACCAAAUUCACCAAGUACGGAACAGUGUCCAGGAGGUUCACAGAUCAUUACAGCCAAAAGGUUUUCAUUCAAAAGGUCAAGGACCAAGUCUGAGCCUGCAGCUGUUACCCCCACUAGUCCUGUGCAGCCAAGUGACUUCAGAUCUCCACCAUUUGAGGAUUUUAGAUAUGCUAGAUCUCCAAUUAGUCCUACCCCUAUGAGCCCAGGAACCCCGACAGGUGGGCUUCCAUUACCUGCCCAAUAUCCCUACAGGAAAUCCAUAGCAUUUGAAUCAGCUGUUUAACAUUUGUAUUUAUUACAUUGUUACAUUACUUAGAUUUGAAAGUUGAACUUAUUUCUAGUAAGAAGUGAGUCGGGAUUGUCUUCCCAAAUUAGUAAAGUCUUCACGAUAUAACGUGUUUGAAACUUAAGGCAUUACCCUAUUGUUGUUAUGACAUUUUUAACUUAGAUGUUGAAGGUUGUAGUAAUUUAUACAGAUAUCUUAAAUUAUUUAUUUUGUGUUCAUUUGAAAGUCAGUUUGAAAGAUAUUGAAACUAGUUAGAAGUUAUUGAGUUAAGGUCAGUUGUUCUAUAUCAAUAGAUAUGCAGACAAAAUGUGUUGACAAGAAAAUGGCCAUUUUGAUUUUGUUUAAAAUUUACAUAGCUGCAUGAAAUAUUCAAUGAGGCUUUGACUUAUACUUGUAGUUUGAUGUGACUGGUAGAAUUAGGAGUCACCAUUCUUUUCUGUUUAUGAUAUACCGGCAAUUCCAGAAAAACCAAUAAUUUUGUAAGAAAUUCACAGGUUAUCUUCGUUAAUUAAAUAUAUCGGCAAGCAUUUCUCGGGCAGUAAUUAUAAAAUUUAUAUAUGUAAUAAAAGUCAGAUAGUUAUUUUUCAAUAUAACUUUCCAUAAUAUUUAACUAUUUAUUAAAUAUAUUAUUAAUGUUUAUUUAUCAUUUAAAGUAAAAAGUGCAAGAAAAUUCUCACUGCCGAGAUAAACGAGGUAUUGCAAACAUGAAAUUGCAGAACGAUUGAUUAACUAAGAUUUAUCAUGAACUUUGUAACACAGUUGCACUAGCCACUAAUCUUUAUUAAGCAGCCAGUCAGUUAACUUCCCACAUUGACAUUUUGUUCUUAUUUCCACCUGCUUUAAGGUAGUUCUGCACGUUAGGAUCGAAAUUUUUUCUACAAUGUAGAAUUUGAUUAAACUAUGAUUUUUCAAAACUUAGGAAUUUACUAAGAAAAUUCAGCAAAUAAAAAAGAUAGGGUCGUGUGCUUGAUUUUUUGCUAGACUGAUCUGAAAAAUUUCGACCUCACGCAAGUUUUCAUACUGGGAGUCUAUGGGAAAAUUGCAACUUUCAUAACAUUUUCACGAAUAGAAAUUUUUCUACAAUGCAGAUUUUAAUGAAAUUUCUCACAGUUGUAAAUAAAUAUAUGGCCUAUAAUAUGGUGAAAUAAAAUGUAUAGGUCCUUGUGCUUAUUUUUGAGAUAUUUGGCUAUGAUUAAAGUGAACUGCCUAUUUCAAGCUAAUUUUAAGACAUUAUUUUGAAUUAUUUAAAGUGUCAGAUGUUUUAAUAUCAUAUUUUAACUUUAUAAAGAUAGUAACAGUGUCAUUUUAAUAAAUUUACUCACUGGUUGCCAUUAAUUCAUAAAAUGAUUUUUGUUUCCAUACGCCGAAUCCAGGCAUUAUUCUACAUUUUCCGGAUAAAUGACAUUACGCCAUGACUUUCGGUUUAUCAGACAUGCAGAACUACCUUAAGCAGCCAUAUUGUGUCAUAUUGUGGCUGGCUGCCUUAAUAUAUGUUCAACUGUGCUGAAAAAAUGUGACGUGGCAAGUUGUGAAAAAAUACCUGAUAAAGUUUGUAUGACUUACUAGUGCAAUUUAUUGGAUUACCUCUUAUGAUUGAAACUUUACUUCAAAAUUUGUGGGUUUUUUUUCAAUGAAUGUUAUUAAAAGUUUUAUUAAAAAAGAUAUGUAAUUUGAUAAUAUUGUUGUAGGCUCUACAAAACCUGUUUUUAUUCUGUUAAGUUACUUUAGAUAAAAGUAAACAUGUGGUAAUUUUGGUAAUUUUAUAGCAAUCACUUGAUGAUUGGUUAUUUUGGAUGUUAUGUGUUACUUUCUUCCAAAAUGUAAGAUGCAUGAAUACUUUGACCUAAAUGAAAUAGAUGUUAUAAUGUUGUAAUGUUUUAUGUGAGUUACACUCAGAACAUUGAAAAUUUCUUGUUGAACAGUUGAACUUCUAAUUUUCAAAUCCUUGUUUCACAAUACAUAAUAACCAUACAUGUUGCUACGUUUGAAAGGUGCUGUUUGAUGAAACAUUUCUUCCAAGUGUUUAGCUAAAUCAAAAAAGAAGUGUGAUAAAAAUUGCCAACAAAACCAAAUAGUGUUGUUAUUGAGGUAUUUUUGCUUGUUUGAAACAUUAUUGAAAUGAAACUCAAAAUAUUUAAGAAAUAAUUUUUAUAUAAAUGUUGCUUGUUUCUCACUUAAAAUAUCAUAUGAAAAUUUAUUAUAAAGAUCACAAAGACAAAAUACAUUUCAGAGAUUAUUUAAAUUUUACCCCCACAUUAUUAAUGGAUUCACUUCAGAUGUUUAUGCUAUAACCAUUACAUUUUGUAAACCUCUGCAACACUGCUCAUAGUAUGUGUAAAGCAUCUGAUUUUGAUUGUUUGAACUGUAACUAUCACAGUAAUGUUGUAUGUAAAACGUGACCAAGUAUUGAUAUAUUAUAAACAAGCACCUGUUUACCUGUUAAUUUCAACACUAUGUAUUUUCAUAAUAAAGAAAAUGAUAUUUCAUUUCUGCAUGUUCAAGAAUAUAUUACUCAAACAUACUAUACUAUAAACGUAGGUUUACUUUGUGGAUGAAAUAUAGUAACUAUUGUAUACCAAUAUAUUUUUGUUGCUAAGAAUAUCCAAUUGAACACUGGAACAUAUAUAAUGGCACAAACAUUACAUUAAUUUCAUUUUGACCAAGAAAAUCACUUACUUUGAAAAAUCAUUGAAUUUUAUAAAGAUAUAACACACUGGUGUGCCAUGCUACGGUAAUUACUAAAUGCGAAAUACUUUAUGCUAAAUGCUUUUUUGCCAAAUGCUUAAUGUCAAAUAUCAAGUGUCAAAUUGAUAUUGUUUAAAUGAUAAAUGCUAAUUGUGAGGUAUGGAAUCAUAAGUGCCAAAUGCUUAUUGGUGUAUAAUCAAGCACUUAUUUGAAUACAAAGCUGCACAUAUUAGUGGCUGCAUGCAUCCUUUAAAUAGUUGUUUUGGUUUUCUUAACAUUUUAGAGUAAAGAGUUUCAUGUUUCGCAUGACUGUUAGAACAUCAUGAAAUAAGACUGGUAUCUGUGUGUUGGGGUGAAGUUCGUUUUUCAACAAUUUUUCAAUCCUGUUAAGGAUGGUGUCUGCUUGUAGCAGUGAGCACAAUGCCCAACUUCAUUGUGCUGCCUCACUGGAAUAUCACAUUGAAGACAUGUGUUGUGAUACCCCACCCAGUCACAUUAUAAUGACCCUGGGUUGACCAGUCCUAGAACACUAUCCUUUUAGUGAGGAAGCCACUAGAAGCAUUUUAGACAUCUUUGGUACGACACAGUCAGGGAGUGAACACACAACCUCUGGCACUCAAAGUGGAUGCUCUUCCAUUAGGCUACAGAGGUGGUAAAAUAAGACUGAUACAAAACUGUUUUCAAAAUACAGUGUUUCAUUCAAUAGUGUAAGAAAAUAGAUCUUUACCUUAUAAAGUUAAAGAAUUUGACAAUUAGGAAUUUAUCAUUUGGCAGUUUGCAUUAAGUAUUGACAUUAAACAUUUUGUGGGGCCUCCAUGGCCAAGUGGUUAAGGUCGAUGACUGCAAAUCAGUUGCCCCUCACGGAUGCGGGUUCGAGCCUCACUCAGGGCAUUGAACUUUUCAUGUGAGGAAGCCAUCCAGCUGGUUUACAGAAGGUCGGUGGUUCUACCCAGAUGCCUGCCCUUAAUGAAACAAUACACAGAGGGGCACUUGGGGUCUUCCUCCACCAUCAAAGCUGGAAGGUCGCCAUAUGACUUACAAUUGUGUUGAUGCAACGUUAAACCAAACCAAAAAAAAAGAAAAUAAACAUUAGAGAUUUAGCAUUAGGUAUUUCACAUAUUACAUUUGGCAUGAAGCAUUUAGUGCUAAAUAUUUGGCAUUUAUCAAUUAGCUUGGUAAGCCUGCUUUCCAGACACAUUGCAUUUUUAAAACAGCCAUUACAAUACAGUUUAUUAAACAUGGUGCUUAAUAACAUGAUGUGGCAUUAAUACACGAGUUCUUGUAGAGAUUUCUGUCAUUUUUAAUAAAACUUCCUUACUUUCAGUCAUGGCUAUAAGACAAAAUAGAUCUGAGAUUUGCCAAGUGCUGUUUGUGAAGUAGUUAUUGUCAGGAUAAUGUUAGUUAAGGUGGUGGACCCAUGCUGGUAUUUAGCAAUUUCCAUGCAGUUUAGUAUUCUCAAUUUUUACUAGUAUUUCGGCAUUCUGCGGUCACAAAUAUAGCUAAUAUGAUCAGUUGUUUUUGCGACAAGUGAUUCUGCCUUUGCGACCAGUGCAGACCAAGAUAAGAUGUCCAUCCAGGCUGAUAUCAGUCUGUACUAUUCGCUAUUCCCUCUGUAAAUUUUCAGCGAACACUCCUUCGGAUAAUAAAUGGUACUGCAAGUCUUUAGCCUAUUAUUUUAGUAAAUUAGUCAAAUAUGUAGUUAGCAAUAUAACCAAUCAACAGUUCUACAUGAAACUGUAAUUUUAUAAUAGCCCAUAUAGUUGUAGUGUACAAAGUCUGAUUUGUAUAUAUGGAUGAAAAAAUUGUUUUAUUUAUAAAUACUCUACCUGAAAAAGUCUGGAUACACUGGAUUUAAAACACUUUCUUGAUGUCAAAUAUUGCUGUAAAUUGUUUUUGUAGUCAUUGACAAUAAUUACACACAUAUGUGCAAGUUUUUUAUGUUAUACAGGGUAUUAUUCAUAUAAAAAGUUAAACAAUGUGUAUCCAGACUUUUUUUAAGGAAUUUGAUCAUGAAUAGCAUUUCAUCAAUAUAUCAGUAUUAGAAAUCAGUUGAUAAGUUUGGUUAUUGCAUAGUGCAGUAAGUUUUAAACAACAUACAUGUUAGAUCAUUUGCGAAAAACUCAAUAUUUAAAGAUAUUUCAUGGCCAUCUUUUACUAAAAUAUUUUAUCUGUAGAUAUUUACUUCAAAUGUAGAAAAUCCUCAUCAAAUGCAUUUAACUUUACUAAAAAUAGAAAUUAAUUGUGUGUUAAGAGCUACAUUCAUAAUUAAAUGGCUUGCAGUAACAGUAGAUUGUUAAAAAAACUUCCAGUUUUUUUAGUGGCUGUACACAUUUAUACUUUGUUAGCUGUAUAUGUAUACAGUGUGAACUGUUUCCAACCUAAUGCAUAGUACUGUUAAUACACAUAUUAAACUUUUUAAUUUUAUGUUUACAUAUGAUGUAAGUGUUCAUGUUUUCAGAAAAAGAAAUUUGGGUCUAAUAUACCUUUAACACUUAGCCUGCUGGCGGCGAUUGGUUUUGCCUUUGCGACCAGUGCAUACCGAGAUCAGCCUGCACAUCCGUGCAGGCUGAUCAUGGUCUGCACUGUUCGCUAUUCAGUUAGUAAAUUUUCAGUGAACACCCCUUCGAAUAAUAAAUGGUAUUGCCCAAACUGAAUGACGGAACAGUCCAUUUUAGAAAUUUAGCAGGCUAAGGGUUAAACUAGAUCAGAUUCAUUAGCCGUGAUUCAGGUUGUUUCUUCUUCUGGUGUGUAUGAAUAAAAUUUACUGGACUAUGUAAUCACUAUAAACUUUUCUGUAUAAAUUAUGUAUAUUAUUCAAAACCAUGAAGUGUAUGUCAGAAGUUACGUGUAUGCACUACUUUUUGUUUUUGUUGCUUUAUAAAAAGGCCUCUAGACUUAUGGAAAAAUCAGAAUUUAGAAAAUGUUUUUAUUUGUUAGUUGCUGUAAAAAAAAGUUAUACAGUAAAUUCUUAGUAGAAUUUAUUUGCAAAAACAACCCAGAAGUCUUAAAAAGUAUUCAGAAAAUCUCAGAAGUGUUAAUCAUGCUGAAGAUCAUGUGAAGUAAAGUAGAAGGGAUUUUAAUAUGACAUUACCUUACUCGGCAUGCUUAUUUUUGGUUCUGGGGUGAUGAUGUAUACUUUGUAUUAUAUCAUAAAAUGUCAAAACUAAAUAAUAUCUAUUUAUGAUUCUUUAAAUUUCAAUACUCAUUCCUGUUUUGCCCUGCAGUUUUAUUUUGAGGCUUAUUCAUAUGUGGAACAAAGUUAAAUGUGGAACACUUGAAAUCUUUUAAUUUCUUAGGAAUGAAAUUUCGUGGUUGAGGUUAAAAUGGUUAUCUCUUUGGGGGUUUAAAGUCUCAAUUUCAAUUUUUGUGUGUGAAAUAAAUGAAAAUUUGACUUGUUCAUUAUGGGUUUUAUUUCUUUGAUUGACUCAACUAUGAAAUGCACCAAAAAUUAAUCCCCCAUGAAUAUGAAUGAUUUCACAGUAUGUUUUUAUAAAAAUUGAAAUAAGCCCGUCACAAGAAAGCAUUUUGGUUAGACUUAUUUUUUCCAUGUACUGAAAUAUAUUUAAGAAACCAAUGCACUGCAGAUUGAUAGCUUUGAGCACUGCUGUUGUAAACUGCCAAUAUUAAAUGCCUACUUACAGAUUUUGCUAAAACUCGAUAUGUUUGCAGAAUUUGUUACUAUUUUUUUUUUUUUUUUUUUUUUUUUUUGUGAUUUACCAUAUUAGUUCUUUAUUUCCACUUAUGUACACAGUAGCUAAGGUAAAGUUACUGUAUCUAUAUGUAAAAGUCUUAAUACUUAUAUAUACCGACAGCUAAUGGAGUUAACAUAGACCUGUUUAAUAAAAUAAAUCUAUGUCUUGCUCACCACAAUGUUCGUUGAGGAAAUUGCUACACUUCAUCUUCAAGAUCUAAAUCAGAAUUUUCGCUGUCAAACACUUACUGUUGAUCUGUGGUGUUCAGUCGAAGAAGCCAAAAUCAGAAUUGCAGAAAACCAGUUAAAGUUUUUUUUAAUGUUUCUGGAGCCUGUCUGGAGAUUUUAUGUUCAUUUUCAGUUCCGUUUUAGCUCGACUUUUCAAAGAAAAAGUAGAGCUAUUGCACUCGCCCUGGCAUCGUGGUUGGUUAAAGAUUUUGGUAAAGUUAAAUAUCACUGUUACUAUCAAAGCUUAACACAAAAGUCCGCACCAGGAGAAACAAUUGCUAUAACUCUUGAUUUGAAUUUUGACACAGUUAUGCUCCUUCUCAAAUUUUUUGGUUAAAGUUUUUUGAUAAAGUCAUAUAUCUUUGUUGCUAUCAAAGCUUUUGACUUGAAAACUUAAAAUAGUUAUUAACUAUCAAAGUCUACACCAGGAGAAACAAUCCCCAUAACUCUAAUUUGAAUUUUGACAUAGUUAUGCCCCUUUUUAACUUGGAAUGUUUUUGUUAAAGUUUUAUAGUUUUACUGGCAAAGCUCUAAUUCAGAGUCAAACACUGAGAAAAGUCGAGCGUGAUGUCUUACGGACAGCUCUUGUUUAUGCAUAGAUCUGCAUAUCAAUUUUUAUCCAAUCAUAUUUCACCGUGAUGGAUAUUCUGCAAGUUCCCUACAUAAAACCGACUGGUUCACUGAUUUAAUGAAAUAGUUCAUUCUAACCAAUCUUAGACUGUGUUUAUACUUGUGCAACACUAUAAUGGGUUUGUUCCUAAUGUAUGAAUAUUGUGCUCCUAAAAACUUAAUCACACUAGUUUUAUGUAUUGUUACCUCUUAUACUUUGAGUUUUUUAAACCUCCUCUUGCCCAAAUUAGCAGGUAUAAAGAAAAUGUGCUUUCAGAGGAAUAGUAUGCCGACACUCGUGACCAAACUUUGAUGCAGAAAAAAUGACAGUUACAGUUUACAAAAUAGUCAUGUUCUCAUUUAAGUAUGCUUCAGUAAAAGACUGGUUGUCAAUAUUUGUUUUCUUUAGCUGAGAGUAAUAGACUGGUUGUCAGUAUAUGGUAUUUGUUAGCUAAGAGUAAUAGACUGGUUGUCAGUAUGGUAUUUAUGUUAGCUAAGAGUAAUAGACUGGUUAUCAAUAUUUGAAUUUGUUAGCUGAGAUUGUGAUGCUUUAAGAGCUUAGAUUGUUUUUGUUUUCUUAUCUUUGCUUUUUUACUUGAAACCUAAAUACAUUAAUUUUGUAGUUUCA